CGGUUUUAUAUUAUAAUACUCGUCAAUACCACUGUGUAUAAAGUCCCGUGAACACACGGUUACUUUUGAUAUAAUAUAAAACUUGAAAAAAAUUCUAAAAAAUUGAAUUUUGAUAUUGAGUGACUUUGAGUGUCAUCAAAUAUGAGAGUACUAUCUUUAGUGUGGAUUGGUCUCAGCAUUUUUUUCUUCAACAUAUCAAUUAUUUCAAGUGACAGGAUUAAUAAAAACCUCCGGCAAUUAUCAGACAAUUCUACAUUAAAACCUUCAAAGCAACUUAUUUCAGAAGACUAUGAUAUUUUUAUUCCAUACCAAGGUGAACGCUUCAGUGUUUUUGACUGGAGUUUAUACAAGCUGUUAGCUAGAAAAUAUCAAGGAAAUAUUUUGAUUUCUCCUGCGUCCUUGAAACUCGCACUAGUUUUAUUAUAUGAGGGAGCUCAGGACCAAACUGCUCACGAAUUAGCAGGAGUUAUGCAAUUACCAGUAGGACAAUGGGCUACAAGAGAAAAGUUUUCGUUGAUUAUUCGAUCUCUUCAGUCACAUUCUGAUGAUUAUCAACUCAAUAUUGGCACUAGGAUUUAUAUGAAUCAAAAUGUAUCUGUGAAACAAAGUUAUGCUGCUAUUGUUAAAACAUUUUAUGGCACAGACAUUGUUUCUAGUAAUUUUACUAAUGCUCAGUCUACCGUCAACAACAUUAACAACUGGGUAAAAAAUUUUACAAGCGGAAAUAUUGAAAAAAUGAUUGAGGACGGAAAUAGCAUAAAAGAUUCUAUAAUGUUGGUGAUGAAUGUCCUGUACUUCAAAGGUCUAUGGUAUGGAAAUAAAUUUUUACCUAAUAAAACAAGGAUUGAUGUCUUUCACCAAGAUGCUCAAAACAAUACCAAUGUAACAUACAUUAAAGCAGUCGGAGAUUUUUAUUAUGCUGAAUCUUCUGAACUCGAUGCUAAAAUUCUUCGAAUUCCUUACAUUGGUCAUAAAUUUGCAAUGUAUUUAAUUUUACCAAGAACUAUUGACGGAUUGGAUCAAUUAAUUAAAAACAUGAAUCCAUUUACAUUAACGAGACAUGUCUGGUUGAUGCAAAGGUUACCAGUAGAAGUGACCAUUCCUAAAUUCAAGUUUGACUUUACAAGUCAUUUAGAAUCUGUACUGAGAGAACUAGGCAUUCGUGAUAUUUUUGAUAACACUGCUAUACUCACAGGUAUAGCCAAAGCUAAACGUAAUCAACAUUUAUAUGUUACUGAUGUUGUCCAGAAAGCUGGAAUCGAGGUAGAUGAGAAAGGUACCUCUGCUUAUGCAGCAACAGAAGUUAAUAUUGGAAAUAAAGUAACAGACCAGCAGUUUUAUGCCGACCAUCCUUUUGCAUUUUAUAUUGAGGAUGAAAUUACUGGAACUAUCCUUUAUAUGGGACGAGUUACUAAUCCUUUGGAGUCUAGUGGAAGUACUGAACAAUCUACGGCAACUCCUGAAAAAGAUGAAUCAUUUGAAAAUCAGAAUGCUCACACUUUUAUGAUUAAUCCAAGUCUUUCAAACGUUGAACGGUCCAAUUUCUUUGACAUUGAACUACUUCAGGCAGCCAGUGAUAUAUACACAGGAAACAUUGUCAUUUCUCCUUUCAGUGUAAAAUCUGCAUUGACAAUUUUAUCAGAGGGAACAGGUGGUAUAACACGUGAUGAACUGGUAUCGACCUUGAGAUUGCCUACAGAUAUUUUAAAGAUUCGAGCGAAUUCUAAACAAUUGCUUUUGUCGUUAUUGAGUACGAGAAAUGGGACUGAAAUUCACUUAGCUAAUCGUCUCUGGCUUGGACGAACUGCUCCGUUUUCUGAUAUGUAUAAUAAUCUUCUUCGUAUGAAUUAUGGAGGUGAUACAAAAAACGUUGUUUUUCUCAACACCAUUACAUCUGCAGCAAUGAUUAAUGAAUGGGUUAAACAGAAUACUAGACAUCAUAUUCUUUCAGUUGUUCAUCCAAACUCACUCAAUCCAAACACUCAAAUAUUACUGACAUCGGCAUUGUAUUUUAAGGGAAAUUGGAUGGAAGCUUUCGACAUUAAUCUUACUCGUGAUCGUUGUUUCAACAUUCCUAAUCGUGGUUGUAAAGAAGUACCUAUGAUGGAAAGUGUUUCUCACUAUCGUUAUGCAGAGAUCCCUGAACUUAAAGCAGAUAUUGUCGAAAUUCCUUAUUCUGAUGGAAAAUAUUCCAUGCUGAUUUUACUACCACAUAGAGAAGGACUAAGGAGUCUAUUGAUUCUUUCCAAAGAUAUUGCUUAUGUAUCAAUUAGCACAAUAAUGAAUACACUUCAGGAUACAGAAUUGAUUCUUCAAUUGCCCAGAUUUACAAUUGAAAGCAAGACAGAUCUUCGACCAGCUCUAGAAAAUAUGGGAAUCAGAGACCUUUUCAGUUAUAGUGCAAAUUUCACUGGAAUUUUAAUCGAUGGUGAAGCUAGAGUGGAAAAUGUUUUUCAUAAUGCCAAAAUUGAAGUCAGUGAGACAGGUACUAUUGCAGCUGCUGUCACAGGCCUUUCAGUAGUCCCUUUGAUAGGAUCAACUCUAGAAACAUUUCGAGCAGAUCGACCUUUUCUAUUCCUCCUUGUUGAUCGACAUAGCAGUAGUAUGCUUUUUGCAGGACGUGUUAUCGAGCCAUAAUAACAUUUUAUAUCAUUGAUUUUACACAGAUACAUAUCCAUGACUUUUUUAUAGUAGCAUGUAUUAAAAAAUUCAUUUGAUUAUGUCAUUCGAGUUUUAAAAGUAUGUAAUUAUGGUAAAUAAUGUCAUUAAAUAUCUUGUAUGCUUUGUUUAAUUUGAUUCUGUGUAUUUUUAUCUUUUGAUAUCUAUGUAUGUAAAUUAGGCAAAUUCCAAUCAAUUGUAUUAUAAUUUAUCUGUUAUAUAUUUUAUAACUUGAUAAAUAUAAACACGUGCUUUGAAUACGUCAA
Chelonus insularis is the source of this 2924-nucleotide messenger RNA. RefSeq lists its product as uncharacterized. The coding region runs from base 142 to 2637 and encodes 831 amino acids. Gene Ontology annotation, molecular function: serine-type endopeptidase inhibitor activity. The record is from RefSeq and is a predicted model, not a curated record. Lineage: Eukaryota; Metazoa; Arthropoda; Insecta; Hymenoptera; Braconidae. The transcript has 15 exons.